Molecule: messenger RNA, 3983 nt
Organism: Passer domesticus (house sparrow)
Lineage: Eukaryota; Metazoa; Chordata; Aves; Passeriformes; Passeridae
Gene: GDF1
Product: growth differentiation factor 1
Exons: 2
Coding region: 1-1344 (447 amino acids)
Cellular component (GO): extracellular region
Molecular function (GO): growth factor activity; cytokine activity
Source: RefSeq, a predicted model, not a curated record
AUGUGGCUCCUCCGCAGCCUGGCCUGGGCGCUGCUGGGCGCCGGGCUGAGCCCCGGGCUGAGCCCCGGGCUGGGCGCCGGGCUGAGCCCCGGGCUGAGCCCCGGGCUGGGCUCCGGGCUGGGCUCCGGGCUGGGCCCCGGGCUGAGCCCCGGGCUGAGCCCCGGGCUGGGCGCCGGGCUGAGCCCCGGGCUGAGCCCCGGGCUGGGCGCCGGGCUGAGCCCCGGGCUGGGCGCCGGGCUGAGCCCCGGGCUGAGCCCCGGGCUGGGCUCCGGGCUGGGCUCCGGGCUGGGCCCCGGGCUGAGCUCCGGGCUGGGCGCCGGGCUGAGCCCCGGGCUGAGCCCCGGGCUGAGCCCUCCGGAGCGCUCCCUGCUGCGGGCGCUGGGGCUCCGCGCCAGGCCCAGCCCCAAGCGCCCCGCGCCGGUGCCGCCCGUGCUCUGGAGGAUCUUCCACAAGAGCAGGGCGCUGCCCUGGCCCGGCGAGCCGGACUCCUGCCGGGUGGAGGAGUUCAAUGUCCCCGGGAACAUCGUCCGAGUCUUCGCCGACCAAGGCCGCUUCCUGCCCGCGGGGCAGCCCCAGGGCUGGCUGUGCCUGCGGAAGCUCCUGUUCUUCAACCUCUCGGCGCUGCAGGAGGGCGAGCGCCUGACCAUGGCCCAGCUGGAGCUGCAGUUCCAGCACAACUCCUACCAGGGCCCGAGCCCGGGGCAGGCUCUGGAGCUGCGGCUGUACGCGGUGUCGCCCCGGGGGCAGCCCCGGCGCGGCCGGCGGCCGCUGCUGGAGCGCUCGCUGCUGCAGCUGCGCAAGUCCCUGCUGUUCGACCUGAGCGCGGCGCUGCGGGCCGGGCGGCUGCCGGCGCGGGGCUUGUCCUUCGUGCUGGAGCUGUCGCUGAGCGGCCCCGCCGGGAGCCCGCGGAGCCCCUGCGGCAGCGCCGCCGCCUUCGCGGCCACCUCGCUGCUGCUGGUGACGCUGGGCCCGCAGUGCGGGGCUGCCCGCCGCAGGAGGAGCGCCCCCGGCCCCGCGCUGACCCCCAGCCCCCUGUGCAAGCCCCGCCGGCUCUACAUCAGCUUCAGCGACGUGGGCUGGGAGAACUGGAUCAUCGCCCCGCAGGGCUACCUGGCCAACUACUGCCGCGGGGACUGCCCCUUCCCGCUGGCCGCCGAGCUGAACAGCACCAACCACGCCGUGCUGCAGACCAUGGUGCACUCGCUGGACCCGCGGGGCACGCCGCAGCCCUGCUGCGUGCCCGUCAGGCUCUCCCCCAUCUCCAUCCUCUACUACGACAACAGCGACAACGUGGUGCUGCGGCACUACGAGGACAUGGUGGUGGACGAGUGCGGCUGCAGGUAGCGGGAGGGAGCGACGGACAGAGGGAACGACGGACAGAGGGAACGAUGGACAGAGGGGGGAAUAAUGGAUAAAGGGGGGAACGACGGACAGAGGGAACGACGGACAGACGGAACAAUGGAUAAAGGGGGGAAUUAUGGACAGAGGGGGGAAUUGUGGACAGAGGGGGAAUUAUGGACAAAGAGGGGAACGAUGGACAAAGGGGGGAAUGAUGGACAGAGGAGGGACCAAACGCCGCUGGGAAAGCCCCGCUGUGCCCAGGGCUGCCCUCUGGCACUAAGGGGUGCUGCUGGUUCAGGAUUAGCUGCGAGGGGGCUGUGGGGUUAUGACCAAGCCUGGCGCUGGCCCCUCCUCGGCAGGGGGUGCUGGCACCGCGCUGUGAAUCCCACGUUUCCCCCCUUGCAGCUUUUUGGGGUUUUUGGCUGAACCCUGCAGAUUUCUCAGGGCAUAAAUGACUUUUCUGGGUGGAUCGGGGCUGGGGGUUGCCUGGGGUGGGGUCCAGCUGCAGGGACAGGGCUGGAGCGAGCAAAUCCCUUGGCAGGGGAGGCAGAGGCAGGCAGGAGCUCCCUCUGUGCUGUUUGCAGGGUGUGGGUGGUGAUGGGGUGGUUUGGGGGCAGGGCUUCAGUUGGGUGCCCAAAUGCAGUGGAGGUUUUGCCUAAAAAAUUGUUUUCCCUAAAAAAUGGUGAAUUAAAAAAAAAAGGAGAUUUUAUCUAAGAAAUCCUCUGGGAGCUGCAUCCAGGGGCAGCACCCUGCAGGGAACGUGGCUGAGGGAACCCAGGCUGUGCUGGGUCAGUGGCUCUCCCCUCCCAGCCUGCUGUGAGUCAGUAUUAAUUUAUUAAUUUACCUCAUUUGCAAACAGAUGAGCCCAGGCUGUCCCCGAGUGUCCCAGGGCAGGAGCCAGCCGAGCCUGGGGCAAGGGCAGAGCUCAGAGCUCUGCACAUUUUGCUUUUCCAGGCUGUUUUGGGUGCAUUUGUUGGGUUUUGUGGCAGCGGGCAGCCCCGGGCCCUUUGUGGUGUCACUGAGGGGCAGCAGGGACCCCAAUUUGGGCCCUUUCCCAUCCCCGAGCUCUGCUCUGCCCUUCCACUGCAGGGGCUGAGCCGAGCCCAGCUGAGCUGGACCCGAGUGUGGAACCACCAGAGCCAGGCUUUGGGGAUUUUCUGGAACCACCAGAGCCAGGCUUUGGGGAUUUUGGGGACACCGAAAAGGAAUCCCAGUUAGACUUGAAUUUUUUUUCUCUUUAUUUCUGAACUGUGAAGCCGUGGUGCAGCUUUGGGUUUUUUGCUGUUUCCUCCUUGGGCUCUGAUGUUUUCUCACCUCCUCCCCCCAGGGGAAGCUCUGAGGGUUUCACCACUGGGGGUGCCUUGGGGUGGUUUUUUUUUUUUGUUUUCACACCCAAAAUGUGGAGCUGAAGACCCAGCCUGGAGCAGCUUUAGCUGGGUUCCCAUUCCCAAACCCACCCCGCCCGGCUCUGCUCCAUUUCAGUGUUCAAAGGGCUCAACUCCAGCAGGAGCCAUUUCAUUCUGAUUUUAGACGGGCAGAGGAAGAAAACCUUGAAGCAUUCCUGGGUUUGUGGCCACCCGGGGGGGAGUGACAGCCAGGACAGGACCCGGGCUCAGCCUGGCCUGAGUCUGAGCCCAGGGUGGUGCCAAGGCCAGGCCUAAACCCCCCAGAGCCAGCUCUGAGCCCCCAGCCCCGAGCCUGGCAGGGCAAAGCCAUUUCUGUGUUUCCUCCAGGCUGGGAGCUCUUCCCAAAUCCUGGCGCUGGAAGAGGGGGGGCCCUUCCCAGUAUUCCCAGUUCUCCCAGUUGAGUCGCUCACCCCUCUGCUAUGCACACCCCCACUUUUGUACUAGUCUUGUGUUUAAAAAAAGUAAUAAACUUGAAGUUUAUACAAUCAGACUAAAGCUUUAAUGAACGUUGCAUGGUUUCCUCAUUGAAACUUAAGGGCCACCUUGAAUGCAAGAGCUGUUUAUUCUUUUUUUUUAAUUGAUGACAAACAGGUUUUAAAACAAAACUGAGACAAAAAAAUUAAUUAAUUAAAAAAAAAAGAGUUUUAACACCGUGCUAGCACUGAUGUCUGGAUUUGUAAAACUCAAAGAGUUUGAACUGCUACAAAGGAAAAAACCAGCACGAAGCAGAGGCAAGCAUUCCCAGCAGUGAAAUAAAGGGUGAGGGGAGAGGAGGGGGCUACAUUACUCAUGGAAAGCUUUGCACAGAGGGGUUCAGCUUAAACCUACCCGAAAAGUCUACGCCACUACGCUGCCUACCAAGGAAAAAAAAUUAAAAAGCCCUUCGGCAAUGUUAAUAAAUAAAACAAGUCCAUCUCACGAGGAAGGAAGGUGGCCUGUGUCUCCAUUCUUUCACUGUUUUAGAAUCUAAACUCUGGAGGCUUUGGAUGAGAAAAGAAUGGGUUUUGUGAGUUGAGAUUUUUGUGGUUUUUGCAGUUUCUGCAGCUCCCCCCCGGGGCUGGGGGAGCAGGUCCCUCUGGGCUGGGGUCCCACGCCAGGGCUGCUCUGGGGCAAAUCCUGCAAAUCCAGGGCAGGGAUCUCCAGGAAGGACAGGAAUGAAAGGGUUUCCCCUCCCCGGGUACAAAACGGGGUCUGAGCUGUUUGAAGUACAUUCAGAUGAGAGGUAUUUUGAGUUUU